This is a messenger RNA of Botrytis byssoidea, 1100 nucleotides long. RefSeq lists its product as uncharacterized. The record is from RefSeq and is a predicted model, not a curated record. The transcript is spliced from 4 exons. Lineage: Eukaryota; Fungi; Ascomycota; Leotiomycetes; Helotiales; Sclerotiniaceae. The coding region runs from base 562 to 789 and encodes 75 amino acids.
CCUAUUUUCAGCUGGCUCAUCUGCUGCAGCAUGGAUUAAAAUCUUUGGGAGCGGUGAAGCCGUGACGGUAGUCAUGAACAGGAGAGUCAGUCUAUAUAAACAACCUGACUUUUAGAUAUCUAAUCACUUGGGGAAAAAAUACAUUCCCACUCCUUCGCUGCUAUUCUCGCGGUGCUUUUCCGUAUCACCCUUUGUGAUAUCUUCUACUACGAGGGUAUUAGCAGUGUGGUUACCUCUACUUUCACUCCCAUAACCUAUUACUCUCCCACCACCUUGGCCUCUACUACUUAUCCAACUAGCACCAAGAUAACAACCACUGAUUACUCCACAACUCCUACUUAUCACACAUAUGCCUCUUAUCCAGCGAGCAAGUCGACUUUCACAGAACAAACGACUUCUAUACUAACCACUAGCGAAGCGCCAACUACAACAGAACCCACUACUUAUGUAUACCCCACAACUACCACAUCUUCAUCAUCAAGCACCUGCGUAUCUCCAACAUUCACCUGGACAGAACCCACUACUGUUCCUACAGAUAUACCAAGCUAUGGUAGUCACCGCAUGGGGAAACGUGCUGACCCUCCCAAGCUAACACCAGACCAAAUCGAGAAACUAAGAAAGCUUAUUCGUAUAUAUGAUGAGAUAGAGAAGGCAAAGCCAGUAAUAGAUAAAGCUAUUGAAGACGGUCUUACUGAGUGUCAAGAUUUCAAGAAUUUAGUCGCUAUUCUCAAAGUGUUCGCGCCUAUUUUUGACGGACUUCAAGAAUGGUUGGAUGGACGUCAUUUGUGAUUUGAUAAAACAUUGGGAAAGUUACAUUUUACAUUUCUUUGGACAAGGAAUUAUUGGACGGCGAUUUUUGAUGCAGUCCAAGGGGGUCUGAAGAGGAAUUCUGCUUAUCUUUGGCACAUUUGACAUUCGUUUGGCUUGCUCAAAAUUCCUCUGUCUUUACCUGUUCUAUCAAUAUCAAUCACUUACGGCUUAUGAUGCUUUGGGGUUCUAGAAUCCUGAACGAUCUAAAGUAUCAGAUUUUGCUCGCAUCGUUCAUGUUAAUUGGCCUUAGUCAAAACUUAUUAUAGCUCUCGAAGAUUGGAAGUUCUUCG